This is a messenger RNA of Phlebotomus argentipes, 2792 nucleotides long. RefSeq lists its product as uncharacterized. Lineage: Eukaryota; Metazoa; Arthropoda; Insecta; Diptera; Psychodidae. The record is from RefSeq and is a predicted model, not a curated record. The transcript is spliced from 7 exons. The coding region runs from base 538 to 2043 and encodes 501 amino acids.
GUGGUGAGGAAAGAGGCAAACAUGGGGAGACUCUCUCACCCAUGAGAUACUAAUAUAUACAUGUUGAAUAUUUGACAAAAGUUGGUGGUUGGCAGUGCAAAAUGGGACUUUGGCGCGAACGGAUGUUGUGUUUCUCGUCUGCACAGAGUUAGCAUCCAGAGUGCUUGGUGGAUCAUUUUCCCAGCCACAUAUAUAUAGCCGUGGGAGAGGGCGAGCGAGAGAGAGAGAGAGAGUGUGUGAGAGGAUGCCAAUGGGUGUGAGUGAGAGAGUGGAUACGCAAGGAUAUGAAGAAAAAAGAUAAAUGAGAGUGUAAAAUUUACCUCGAGUGUGUGUCAAGAAUGUCACAGUGGUGGUAUUUUUGAGUAAUACUUAAUAGUUGGUGUGCGGAGAAAAGAGUCCAGCAUCGAGUUGAAGAAAAAAACAACUCACAAGGAGGAUUUCCUGCGAAGGGCAAUUUCAAGUAUCUCAGGCGAAGAGGGACGGAAGGGAUUGCUGAGAUGAGUGUCGAGUGAGGAUUGCGAGGAGGAUGGCGCUAAGAUGAAGGUCGACAAGGCUGUCUGUACCAGCGACGUCCUGGAGGAUCUCAGCCGCGCCAUCAAGUUCGAGGCGGUGUUCACGACGCUCGUGGAGAACAAGAUUGUGGCCAUCAAGAGGGAAUGCGAGGAGAAGGCGCAGCUGAAGAAGGCCAAGAAGCGCCGCUUCGCGCUGCGGCGCCUCUUCAGCAAGCCCGCCGAGGCGGACGUGGAGGUGGGCGACGCUGCUGAGCCGGAGCAGGAGCAGGUGGCGAGUGUGCAGGAGGUGAAGGCAGAGGUGAAUGAGAGCGACUCCCCGCGGACGCUCAAUCGGCCGGAGACCGAGGCGUCCGGGAGUGGCGUGGAGCUGGAGCAGUUUGAUGUCGUCAGCAUCCGGAGCGACAUGUGCCGGACGGGCGAGGCGGCGGCUGCAGUGGCGGAGGACGGGAAGCUGAGCCAGAGUGACGAUGUGAUCUUCAGGACGAAGCCGCCGCGGCGACAGGCGAGAGCGCGCUUCAAGGAGGACGUCGUGGAGACAACGAUGGAAGUGAAGCCGGCGAAGGCGAAGCGGAAGUACAAUCUGCGAGAGGCGAGCCUGCUGCUGGAGCAGGAGCGCCAUCGGCUGCGCAUCCUCGAGGCGAAGUCCAUCAGUGCUCAGUGCAGUCCAAUUCUGGCGCGUCACCAGCCCUCGGACUCGCCGGAUCUCAGCCUCGAGUCGCGGCACUCUGCGCCGCCGGCCGUGGCGGAAGCGCCCAGAAAGGUGCGCCACGAGGCCUCAGUCAAUUACCAGGCGACAAAUCCCCUGUCGCAGGGGUUCGUGAGUAGUUUUAAUCAAUUAACGACGUCACACCUGCCUGUGAUGGCGACUGCCAAAUCAAAGACUCCAUGUGAUAUGAUUAAGAUGCAUCGCAUGUCACCCGGAAGAGCCCGACAGGACGAUGCUGCCGAAUCCUCACUCGUGGGCGAGACUGUGGACGAGGAGGCGGCCAAGAAGAAGAAGUCCUGGCACAGGAUUGCGCAUCGACUGUCAGAUCCCGUUCUCGUGUAUCCGUCUACCAGUGGCCUCCAGCACUGCAUCCUGAGUCGGCCACCCAACCAGCCCAUAGAUCUCCCGUACGAUGAGGACUUUAUCUACGAUGUCUCGCUGCAAAUCGAUCCGGAGAGGAGUGGAGACGUCGAGGCUGUCAUUCCAGGGCAACGCAGGCACAAGCACAAACAUCACAAGCACUGCAAGAAGAAAAGACACAAACGGAGAAAGAUUUUGGUGCACGAUAUCGAUGAACAGAUUGUGAAAGUGAUUGAUCCGGACGACCUUCCAAAGAGGGCGAGAUGGACGAUAAUUGCAACGGCCUGUCUUCUCUUGGUAAUGUGCCUCCUGUUGGUGGGUGUCACCCUUCGCAUGGCCCCAAUAAUUGACGAUAUGGUUCGGCAGGAAAAUGAGCGACUCAUGCAGGAAUCCCUGAAUCGGGCCAAAUUCGCCAAAAAUUUCACCGAUGCUGCUUCUCUGACUGCACAAGAGGAAAUUCCAUAACGAUGCUUUGAAUUCUUCCGCCAGCAUUCGCGCUGCCAGCGAGUCUCCGGCAUGGCGUGGUGGGCGCUCCUCAGCUGGAUGGGGAGCGCGAGUAAGAAUUCAUUACGCGGCAGUUGAUGAGUCUUCGACUGCACGGCGGAGUUGCGGCGGUAUUUGGGCGGCCCGAGGCGGCAAAUCCUUUUUGCCAGCCCAAAUGCCUUCGCGCGCACGGAGAAUCCUGGCCUCCCCCGCGUUCCAGCUGCAGACGCGCUGGAUGACGAGAGCGACAGAGUCUCCCGUCAUCAAAGGGAUGUUCAUUGUUAGAUAGAAAACUGCAUUCAUAUCGCGCUCUGUGUCUCUCUCUGCAGAAGGGAAAGCAAAUUACAAAUUCGUGAGCUCGGGGUUCAUCAAUUUGCCCCGCGAGUGCUGCCAGGUUUCGCUGUGAAAUUGAAAUUUACGCGCAAUUGCACACUUAAUAAGGUAACCGUGUAUUAGAUGAGGUUUAGCGUUUAAUCGCCGGAGAGAAAGCGCCGCAUUGAGGAAGUCAAAAGGCAAACUUACACUCUAUUCCCACAGCAAAUUUUCUCCACACAGAUUUUCGCUUGAAAUCCUUUAUUUCCUCUCGCGACUUUUAAUUCAAUAAGCUGUCUUAAACACUCUUCUGGGAAAUUGUUAGCCAUCGGCAAAUGGAAAACUAUUGACAAUCGAACAAAUCCUUUAUGUGUUGGCCAGAAAGCUUGCAAGAAGUCUAUUUUGUAUCGAUUUAACUG